Molecule: messenger RNA, 1633 nt
Organism: Pelobates fuscus (common spadefoot toad)
Lineage: Eukaryota; Metazoa; Chordata; Amphibia; Anura; Pelobatidae
Gene: WNT3A
Product: Wnt family member 3A
Exons: 4
Coding region: 4-1062 (352 amino acids)
Biological process (GO): canonical Wnt signaling pathway; multicellular organism development; neuron differentiation
Cellular component (GO): extracellular region
Molecular function (GO): cytokine activity; frizzled binding
Source: RefSeq, a predicted model, not a curated record
GAAAUGGGCUAUUUUGGAUUUGUCCUGAUCUUCUGUGGACUGAGCUACGUGAUGGCUACUUACCCAAUCUGGUGGUCAUUAGCCAUUGGUCAACAAUACUCUUCUUUGGGAACUCAACCUAUUCCAUGUGGCACUAUUCCAGGACUUGUGGCUAAGCAGAUGCGUUUCUGUCGGAAUUAUAUGGAAAUAAUGCCCAGUGUGGCAGAAGGCGUCAAAAUCGGCAUUCAAGAGUGCCAGCACCAGUUCCGUGGACGAAGGUGGAACUGCACCACUGUCAAUGACAACUUGGCAAUUUUUGGACCUGUGUUAGAUAAAGCCACAAGAGAGUCGUCAUUUGUUCAUGCGAUAGCCUCAGCUGGAGUAGCUUUUGCUGUAACCCGAACGUGUGCUGAAGGAUCUGCCACCAUCUGCGGUUGUGACACCCAUCACAAAGGGCCCCCAGGAGAAGGCUGGAAGUGGGGAGGCUGCAGUGAAGACAUGGAUUUUGGAAGCAUGGUGUCUCGGGAAUUUGCAGACGCUCGGGAAAAUAGGCCAGAUGCUCGAUCAGCAAUGAACAGACAUAACAAUGAAGCAGGACGAACUUCUAUAACAGAUCACAGGCAUCUGAAGUGUAAAUGUCAUGGCCUUUCGGGAAGUUGUGAAGUGAAAACAUGUUGGUGGUCCCAACCAGACUUCAGAGUGAUCGGGGACUAUCUCAAGGAUAAAUAUGAUAGUGCUUCUGAAAUGGUGGUGGAGAAACAUAGAGAAUCUCGAGGCUGGGUGGAGACCCUAAGACCCAAAUACACUUUCUUCAAGCCUCCCACAGAAAGAGAUCUAAUUUACUACGAAAGUUCUCCCAACUUUUGCGAACCUAAUCCAGAGACUGGAUCUUUUGGAACCCGGGAUAGGAUAUGCAAUGUCACCUCUCAUGGAAUUGAUGGUUGUGAUCUUUUGUGCUGUGGGCGAGGUCACAACACAAGAACUGAGAAGAGGAAAGAAAAGUGUCAUUGUAUCUUUCACUGGUGCUGCUACGUCAGCUGCCAAGAAUGCAUACGAGUAUAUGAUGUUCACACAUGUAAAUAAUACAGCUUCUCCCCGAACAGACUAUUUCUUCCAAGAUACGAACUUAAGUCCUUAAGUCUGGUUCUCCAGGCAAAAACUCACAGAACCUCUUUGGCGAUACAAAUAACUGUGAUUGUUUGAAUAGUAUAGGUCUAACGAUUUCUUGGAUACACCUGGAGAAAAGCCCUACUCAAAAGGAAAUACCGCAAAACAACACUGAUUCAUUAUAAAUAAGAAGUCUAUCUUCUUCUCCAUAGAUUAGCUUGAAGUGGAUUACGCAAUUUAGAAGGUUCAUUGUUUACCUUAUCAACACUUUCUGGCUAUGAUUUAUAAAGAAAUGUAUUCUAGAUGAUUUUCACAAUGGAAAUGUCUGUAGAUAACAUUCUUGUAUCUCAUUCCAAGUGUAGGGGGGAAGGGGGGGACAAGAUAAUAUGGUGUUAACCUGAACAUUCUGGGGAGUUUUGGGUGGUUCCAUUUGAUUAUACACAUUUCCAUAUCUCUCAGCUGGAUGCUACAUGCAUUAUCAAUCUGAAAUGGGAAUUCCACCUUCUCAUACUGGAUAAAUGCAGACGAUAACCUCAGCACAAACAUU